This is a messenger RNA of Cokeromyces recurvatus, 264 nucleotides long. RefSeq lists its product as uncharacterized. Bases 1 to 264 code for a protein of 87 amino acids. The record is from RefSeq and is a predicted model, not a curated record. The transcript has 2 exons. NCBI's taxonomy places the organism in Eukaryota, Fungi, Mucoromycota, Mucoromycetes, Mucorales, Mucoraceae.
AUGAACAAUUCCAAGUCCAAGAUUAAGCAUCAUUCAUUAGAGGAUAUAAAUACUUUGAUUACAGAAACCCUUGAGGCCUGUAAAGCAGUUCUCCUUGAGCAUCUUCAUUAUGUCAUGCUUUGGAAAGCGUUAAAGGACCAAGUGAGAAAAGGUGAAUUGACAGAUGUAGAAACACUUUCUUCACGAGUAAUUAAAGGCGGUGAGGAUGUUCCUGUUGGACACAUACGAAAAAUUCAUCCAGUACUCGAUCAAUGUAGUUUCUAA